AUGUCGUUCCUUACGCCACGUUUCGUCCUCACCAUCAUCUGGACCGUUAACCACUGUCUAGCGCAUACGAUGUCCACCAGGACGGAUUUCCCUGUUCUUCUGCGCACGCUCGCUAAUCUAAACGAGAUCAAGCUCUCUGGGAUGAAUUGGAAAUCGCUUUUUCAGAAAUUCAUCGAUGCCCUUUUGACGCGUUGCUUCCAGUCCAUCACCCUAAUGCACACCCAUUUCACCGAUUCCAAUGCUUUCUAUUCAUUGUUGUCUCAUUCACCCAGCCUUGGCCAAAUCUCCUGCUGCAUAACGACGAUCGAUAACAUCAGCCACAGAUCACCGGACUGUCUCUGCCCUGCGCGUUCAGGUCACCGCUUUGAUCUGGCACGGCGUUUCAUGGAUUUAAUCACGCAUUCCCUCCAAGUUCUUCACGUCUCACCAUUUAAUAUGCCACCAGAAAAUUGGUCUUUUUUGCCUAUUCAACACUUGAAAUCUAUCACCAUUGAGAUGUUACAUUAUCACCUUGGUUUCAUCAUUUUAACUACUGAACUUAGUAUCUUCGAUUGGUGGAUCAGACAUUUCGAGAGCUACCCUGCCCUGCAAUGUUCGCUCGUGCACUUCCUCGUUCAUGUGUCCACAUCCAGUACUUCUAUCCGCUCGCUCCUUGUUGAGCUAUUGGUCAGCAACGCGAUCGAAAAUGUAACCUUGGGACACGCCCAAAUCAAGCUCGUUACCGAGGAAAACCUUCCCAACUUGAUGAGUCGCAAAAUUGCGAGGGUUCAAGUGGGGUCGUACAAUGAUAAUAGAGGCAGAAAUUAUCUUGCCGACUGCAUGCGUCAUUUUCGCCAAGAAGAUCCCCCAUCCAGGGACGCGUCGAUCUUCCCACCGGGGAUGAUUGCUAUCAGCUUGGGCUGCGACGAGGAGCCGUAUCUAUCUCUUCUCGACUCUUUCAUUGACACUCUUUACUGGUAUAUAGAUUUGCUCCGGUAG
Guyanagaster necrorhizus is the source of this 978-nucleotide messenger RNA. RefSeq lists its product as uncharacterized. The transcript is spliced from 6 exons. The record is from RefSeq and is a predicted model, not a curated record. The coding region runs from base 1 to 978 and encodes 325 amino acids. NCBI's taxonomy places the organism in Eukaryota, Fungi, Basidiomycota, Agaricomycetes, Agaricales, Physalacriaceae.